This is a messenger RNA of Rhagoletis zephyria (snowberry fruit fly), 976 nucleotides long. RefSeq lists its product as uncharacterized. The record is from RefSeq and is a predicted model, not a curated record. Lineage: Eukaryota; Metazoa; Arthropoda; Insecta; Diptera; Tephritidae.
AUUCGCCACCUCAAUUCGAUACGACAAUUUUAACGAAAUUCGACCAAAAAUCGAGACGCGCGCGCUAAGUGCACCAACGCCGCUGCAAGAACAACCGCAGUUUAAUAAUUCGUACAUAUAUACAUAAAUUAGCAACGGAAUAUUUAAAUGAAUUUUUAUUCUCAAUUUUUCUCAACUUAAUGGAAAAUAGAUUUAUUAGUUCAUGCAAGAAGCGAUAAUAAAUUUUUGGAAACACAUAACAACCAAUUAACGCGAACAAACGAGAAGAAGAAAAAAACACUUAACUAAAACGAUUCGAAUAAUCCGAAAAGAAACGGGAAAAAACAAAAAAUAAAAAUUAAUUCACGGACAAAAAUAUUUGAAUCAAGGAAUUUUUCUCUAAAAAUUUACGCCACCACAGAAAGCAGUAAAUUUUAUUCACACACAUACAUAUGUUCCUAUGCUGACAAGCCGAAAAAAUUCGACGUGCAAAAUUUUUUCGGAAUACAAAUUCAAUAGCCAAAAUUCAGUUAUCAAACGAAUUUGUGAUUUGUGUUAUUACCCCACGUACGCCUAGAAUAGAGGAGCUUGUGCUGAAUUUUGUUACAAAAAAAAAAAAAAAACAAUAUCUGAAAACUUGAAGUUUACUAAAAAGAAAGAAACAUUCAUUGAAACAUUUUAAUUCAAAACAACAAACUUGAAACUCAGAGUGCCAAAAAUGGUUGCACAGUGGCAAUUAAUCAAUCAAAAUUAUAAAAAUAUGGAUGGUUAUAAGCGCGUUGCUUGGCCACCCGUAUCGGAAGAGCGUGUCGUUAGGGAAUUCACGCCACAACCAACAUCUGGUCAUUAUCCUGUAUCGGGUUCGCAACAGCAACAACAACCACCAGCGCAACAGCAUCAGCCACAACACUUGCAGCAGCAGCAGCAGCAGCAGCAGCAACAACAACCACCAUCUCAUUAUCAACAACAACAACCGAACGCUGCGCCAGCCAACCAG